GGGAGGAUGGAGUCACGUGAAAGACAAUGAGGUAGACUGUACCAGGUAUAUGGAAGAGACUGAGAAGUGGGGGCAUCUAAAAAGAGCUGGAUUCUCCCAGUGUCACCAACAGAGAACUGCAAGUGGGGGCGGGUUGCACUUGCUGAGUCUGGAGCCUGCGACAGGCUAAGAAGUGCGGGGCGGAGCGAGAGCAGGAAGGAAGAGGAAGGAGGGAAGAAAAGAAAGAUCGCGAAGAAAGUCAUCGGGACAAGGAUUCAGAGCUCUCAACGGCAAUAGAAGAAAGAGAAAAGCGUCAUGGCCUCAGUGUCCACUCACGGGAACCAGGAGAAAAGUCCCCACUUGCCACCACUGAGCAAGCAGAGCCUGUUGUUUUGCCCCAAAUCAAAACUGCACAUCCACAGAGGAGAGAUUGCCAAGAUUAUCCGAGAGUGUCAAGAGGAGAGUUUCUGGAAGAGAGCCCUGCCUUUUUCUCUUAUAAGUAUGCUUGUCACCCAGGGACUCGUCCACCAAGGUUACUUAGCUGCUAAUCCAAGAUUUGGAUCAUUGCCUAAAGUUGCAUUGGCUGGUCUCUUGGGAUUUGGCCUUGGGAAGGCUUCCUAUAUAAGAGUGUGCCAGAGUAAAUUCCAUUCCUUUGAAGAUCAGCUCCGUGGUGCCGGCUUUGGUCCUGAGCAUAACAGGCACUGCCUGCUCACCUGUGAGGAUUGUAAAACCAGGCGUGGAUUAAGCGAGAAUGCAGGGUCCCAGCCUUCUGCUUCCUAAACCGAGGUUGUGGUUUGCAAUCAUUUUUAAACCUCUGACUUUGUACACGUUUAAAAUUUCAAGUGUACCUUAAAAUAAUAUACUUCUAUUAAAACAGAAACCUUGUAAUCCUCUCACCCCUUUGAAAUGCUUGCUUGGGAGGCUCUCGAUUGAUGUGAGCGUGGCAUGUUCUUCUCUUCUUUAAGAACACAUUGGGAGCUAUCACACACUACACAGGAAAGAAGUUACACCCCACCUUGCUUAGAACUUCCUGAGAGAUUGUUGAAUAGCUUCUGGGUCGUCACUUCCCAGUUCACUCACUCUGGGAUUUAAUUUUUAUUUUCAGUGUUUUUAGUUUUCUGGUAGAGAACAGGAGUGAAUGGUGUGGAAGUUGUUGGGGAGUCAAGACCCACAGAAAACUCAUGUAUAUGGAACUAGAAAUUCAAGAAAGGUUGUGUUUUAGUAUUAGAAGUCCAGUCUGAGGUCUAGAGCUGAGAUCUGGAACUCAGUGGAAAACAUUUCCUGUGAAAUGGUCACCAUUCAAACCUGUGUGAUCAACAAUGUGAUCAACGUGACUUGAUGGCUCAUCACAAUGGUGGAGCUGUAAAAGUGACCAUCAUCUAUCCGUAGGUGACCUGCUUGGCUCAUGGGUCCAUUCUCAUGGUCAGUGCUCAAUGGUGGGUUCUUUUACCCUUUAUUAGUGGUCUCAGAUAAAAAAACAAAGACAACUCUUAACCUGCUCCCCCAGGGAACAGCUUCCUGGAAGGACCACUGGUGGAUGGAAUUAAUUAUAAAAAGGAGAAGCUCUGGGAACUUUUGGGAGCUCAGAGGCAGCCAACACAAUGAUGUAAGUUGGACUCCUUCUCCAGCCAGGUCUGUUCAUGGGAAGUUUGGUCCUUCUUUUUGGAACCUUUUGCUUAAAGGCAAGUUAGCUGAGUACUGUGUGAAAGUUGUCUUUGCACCUUUGCAGCUUCUCAGGAAAAUGCUUUGUCUACACAUCACCACUUAAAUAUGGUGUGUGUGUGUGUGUGUGUGUGUGUGUGUAUUCAGCACAUCUGCAAGCCUAAAUCGUGGAGGUAAAAAGGGAAAUUUCAUAAGAGGUUCAUGUUUGAUGUGAAAUAUUUAAUUUUAAACAUCAAAAAUAUUUUUGUGUGAACAUUGAAUGGAUUUGUCUGCAUUGAUUUUUAUAUGACAUACCCUGUUGACAGUCAAUAAAAUUCUAUUUCUGAAAAUCAA
This is a messenger RNA of Arvicanthis niloticus (Nile rat), 1974 nucleotides long. It is a transcript of the gene Ociad2, whose product is annotated as OCIA domain containing 2. NCBI's taxonomy places the organism in Eukaryota, Metazoa, Chordata, Mammalia, Rodentia, Muridae. The record is from RefSeq and is a predicted model, not a curated record. Gene Ontology annotation, cellular component: mitochondrial inner membrane.